AUGCCAUGUCUUUUCAUAUUUUACCACAUUAUGACGCGUUUAAAGCCACCGCUUCGAAGUCCAAAGACAUAUUACAUGGACGUAUUCAAAGCUUUACUACUUGGUGUCCUUAUUGGACUGAUAUUAUCGUGCAUGUUGCGAGAAAUCAUAGUUAAUACCCCAAACAACGUUGUAAAUUGUGAGACACACAGUCAAACACGGAAGACAAGAUCCUUGUCGAAAGAACCAAUGAAAAGACCUACGAACUUAGCGCUGGAAUUGAAGAAACCGAAAUAUUUUUUACUUAUUGGUAUUAUGACUGCUGAGCGUUAUAUCACGACUAGAGCCAAGACUAUUAUUGAAUCAUGGGGAAAUAUGAGUUCAGAUUCGGUCAAAGUCCUAUUUUUUUUAGGGGAAAUGGGAAAUAGUAGUUUAGAUUUCGAUGUAGUUCGUCUUUCAGGUGUUGAUGAUUCCUAUCCACCGGUGAAUAAAUCUUUCAUGAUGUUGAAGUAUAUUUAUGUGAAUUAUAUCGGCGAUUUUCAUUGGUUCAUACGUGCUGAUGAUGACGUCUACAUGCGAAGCGAUAAGCUGGUGGAACUACUUCACCAGUUUGACAGUUCACAGAAUAUAUUGUUGGGUUACGCUGGCCAGGGAAAAUUUGAAGAGAAAGGUAAACUCGGUUUGAAAGAUGGUGAAAAUUUCUGCAUUGGUGGUGUUGGAGUUAUCAUGAGUGAAAGUGUUGUCAGGAAUGUCGCACCAUAUUUGUCUAUAUGUUUAAAUGAAACUGCAAGCGCACACGAGGAUUCUGAAUUAGAAAGAUGUAUACGUAAAUAUGUUGGUGUAAUGUGUCCCUGGGCUAAAGAGAGUCAACAUCUGUUUACUCAAAUUUUUAAAAGACCGGAGAGGAUUUUUGGGGAUAGUUUGAGUAAAAGUCCCUUCAGGAAUGCACUAAGUGUCCAUCCAAUCAAGGAGAGAUCUUAUAUGCUUCAUACACACCAUUAUUUUCUCACCAAAUAUCUUCUCGAUGUUCAACAUCGUGCUGCUGUUUUGAAUCAUAGAUUCUCUAAGAUCCGCAAAAUCUCUCAAUAUCCCAGGAACAACACUGCAUACCUUCGAAGGUCCAACUUUGACGGCUUGAUGUUUGUCAAUAAUAGUUUGCCAUGGGAAUUUUCCGAUUAUAUGCAUGUUUAUGGCUUAAGUGAGGAACCGCUAGCGUGGGUCAGUGGUCCAUUACAGAGUGGCAGAAAAAAUAUCAUUAUUGGUGUGAUGGAAACUAUAAAUGAUAUGGCUCGCCAAUUGCAGGAAUUGCCUGAAGAUUUCAAGAAGGUUCACACUAUGUGGCAACGUAAUCAUCCCACUUUUGGUUUACAAUAUACAAUGGGUUUGGAAACAUUAUUGAGAAGCAGUGAUGCCAGUAAAACUUUCCUUCCCCGUCGUACUCAGCGUAAUAUGCAUUUUCAACAACGUUACGGACCGUUGUUAGCGAACAUCUUGACUAAAAGUUCUGACUUGUCUUCUGAGGUUUUUCUACAUUUCAUUGUUCCGCUAGCUGGACGUUUCGAUACUUUCAUUCAAUUUCUGAGCAGCUUUAAGAAAUCAUUCCUGAAGCCAAGACUCUCUGUUAGCCUUCUCGUCGUAUAUUUCCCUGACGUUUCUUCGCCAGCAAGACACAAAAGAAUUUUUGCCGAAUUUAAAGCCAGUCACGCGGGCUUUGAUCUUUCUUGGUCUGAACUACGUGGUGAUUUCUCCCGAGCACGAGCUUUGGAGUUUGGGGCGAGCUAUUACCAGAAUAAUUCCCUUCUCUUUUUUGCGGACGUGGAUCUGACAUUUGAUAAAGAAUUCUUUUACCGUUGUCAAGCCGGUAGUAUCCCUGGAAAGCGAGCGUACUUUCCCAUGAUGUUCAGUCAAUUCAAUCCUGAUAUUUUAAAUUAUAAUUCAUCUGUUCACCGCCGAAUAAAGAGAUCCCAGGUCGCAUUUCCUUCUGGCUUUGCACGCCUACAAGGGGUGUGGCGAAAAUACAGCUUUGGACCAGCAUGUGUGUAUUCAAAGGACUAUUUCGCUGUUGGUGGGUUUAACACCUCUAUACAAGGAUGGGGCGUCGAGGAUUUGGAUUUCUUUGAUAAAUGCUUGCGUCACGAUUUGGAGGUUUUACGCGCGCCCGACUUGGGUCUGGUACACACGUAUCACGUGCAGUCGAAUUGUAAGGAUCCUAGAAUGAACAGUGAGCAAGCGCAGAUGUGCGAGAUGUCGAAAAGACAGAAUAUAGCGUCAGAAGCUUCUUUGGUGGACUAUAUGUUAGAUAAAGCUUAUUUAUAAUAAACUAUUCAUUUUAAAUAGUAUUUGAUAAUAGUCAAUUAUAUUUUAUACAAUAUUGAUCAACACAAA
Xenia sp. Carnegie-2017 is the source of this 2364-nucleotide messenger RNA. Its product is annotated as chondroitin sulfate synthase 1-like. The record is from RefSeq and is a predicted model, not a curated record. The transcript has 2 exons. Gene Ontology annotation, cellular component: Golgi cisterna membrane. The coding region runs from base 1 to 2295 and encodes 764 amino acids. Gene Ontology annotation, molecular function: glucuronosyl-N-acetylgalactosaminyl-proteoglycan 4-beta-N-acetylgalactosaminyltransferase activity. Lineage: Eukaryota; Metazoa; Cnidaria; Anthozoa; Malacalcyonacea; Xeniidae.